CCCCCCCCCCCCCCACGUAGCUUCCUUCUUGCUGUUCUGGGCCUCCGUCCUAAGGGAGAGUCUCCUGGCUAAAGUCCUUGUGGCUACUGCCUGAAGAUGACCUCUUGGGACCAUCUCCGCCCCCAGGAGCACCCUCAAGGCAUGAGGAGGCCCCCAGGAACUUUGGCUUCUCCAGAACUGAACUCCCCGGACGUCCUGGAUCAGCUCCGGCGGCAGUUUCCCAGGCUCCCCCCUCACCUGACGGCGCAGGUGGAGAGCACGUACCACGCGCUCCAGAAGAUCCGGCAGGGUCUCCAGGAACAUCACAAGCAGGAGGAGGUCUGCGCCCCGGGGCUGUCCAGCUGCAGAGGCUUAGCUGGGACACGUCUGCCCCUCCAGGCAGAAAACUUCCUGCGGACCAUGGAGACCUGGAGUCGACCCCGGGGCUUCCAGCCGGGGGAGGAGCCCUCGAGCCAGGUCUCGGGUGGGCUGGCUGACCGGCACUCCUGGGGGCCCCCCAGCCCCGAGACGUCCCCGCACCCGGCGCUCCCGACCCCGCCGCGCUCCAGUCUCCGGGGGCCGCACUUCGAGGAUGUCGUGGCCGUGAGGUCCUCAGACUGGCUCACGCAGCGCUCGGGGGUGGACGACGCCCCAGCCCACCAGCUGGACACGCCGGCGUCCUGGGACUCGGAGCCCCGGCUCUGGCAGGACGUCCUGACAGAGCAGCUCUGGCAGAUCUUCGCCGGGACCCACAAUAAGGGCGAGCGGCUGCAGCACACACUGACAGAGCAGGCGCCAGGCCUGGAGAGUCAGGACCUGGGACCGCGCUACUCAGGACCGGAACCCCAUAUGGAAGACACUUUGGUUCUCAGCCCACCUGUGCCCUCCCUCAGCUCCCCUGAGGGCUCCCACGAAGGGAGCACAGAGCCAGGCACCGAGGCGGACGGGAUGCUCUCCCGAGUGGCCCAGGAGCCUGCUGGGAGAGCCCGCCCUUUCCUGAAGCCCAUAUGCUGGGACCCUGAGGACUUUGAGGACACGUGGAAGAGACCGGACGCCUUGCCCUGGCAAUCCAAGAAGCGGGCCAUCCCGCACAGAAUGGAGAAGGUGCGGACGCUGGAACACGGGGAGCCCGUGCUGGCCACGGCUGUCAGCAGCUUCGUGCGACACGCCUUCACCUGUGGCAGGGGUGGUGUCAAAGUGUGGAGCCUGGCCAGCCAGGUGGUGGAGGACAGGUAUCCCGAGAGCCACCUGUGUGUACAGACCCGCCGGGCCUACCUGCGCACCUGCCUGCUGUCCUCGGACAGCACGACCCUGCUCGCGGGUGGCCACAACCUGGCCGGCGUGGGCGUGUGGGACCUGACCGCACCUUCCCUGUACGUGAGCGGUGAGCUGCCCUGCGCGGGCCUCACCUGCCAGGCCCUGGCCUCCAAGCCUGAGGACAGCCUGGCCUUGGCUGGUUUCACGGAGGGCACAGUCAGGAUCUGGGACCUACGGGACCAGAGUGUCAUCAGGGACCUGCCGGGCCACCCGAAUGGGGCCAAGAGCAUUGCUGUCAAAGACCAGAACGUCUGGACAGGGGGUCUGGACACCUGUCUGCGGUGCUGGGACCUGAGGGCUGCCAGAGAGCCUCAGGAGUACCAGUUUGAGUCUCAGAUAAUGAGCCUGUCCCCUAGUCCCCAGGAGGACUGGGUGCUGGUGGGCACAGCCAAUGGCCAGCAGUGGCUGCAGCCCACCAGAGGGGGCCAGAAGCACAUGGUGGGGUGUAAGGACGGCACCAUCCUGGGUCUGAAGUUCUCCCCCCUCGGCCAGUGGUGGGUGAGCGUCGGGACGGACGACCUGGUUGGCGUCUAUAGCAUGCCCGCGGGGGCCGUGGAGCUCCAGGUACCCGAGACCUCCUCCAUCCUGUGCUGUGAUGUGUCCCCCAACAACCGCCUGAUUGUCACGGGGUCCAGGGACCACGCCUCUGUGUACCAGGUCACCUACUGAGGGGCUUGGUACCAGCUGUCCUGACUCGGGAUCCUUUUUUUCUUUUUUUUGUCCUUUUCCCCCAGCAAGGUGGAGGCAUAAAGGUGGAGGGGUGUGGUGGGCGAGCCGGGUCUCUUCCGCAUUGCGCAAUGGGGCCGGCGAUCUGUCACAUGUAAUAAAGCAAUUGGAAAUAGCA
Molecule: messenger RNA, 2140 nt
Organism: Acinonyx jubatus (cheetah)
Lineage: Eukaryota; Metazoa; Chordata; Mammalia; Carnivora; Felidae
Gene: TLE6
Product: TLE family member 6, subcortical maternal complex member
Exons: 17
Coding region: 97-1965 (622 amino acids)
Biological process (GO): negative regulation of canonical Wnt signaling pathway; regulation of DNA-templated transcription
Cellular component (GO): transcription regulator complex; nucleus
Molecular function (GO): transcription corepressor activity; protein binding
Source: RefSeq, a predicted model, not a curated record